AUGCAGUCGAUCGGCGUCACUACCGGGUCCAUGGCGGGCGACACCUCCAUCAUGCCCCAAUGGUACCUGGCAGCGGAGCAGAUUGCGAAGAAGUCCCUUGAGUCCGGAACGACGUUGAUGGUCAACCUAAAGAGUGCCUACCGUCGCGGCAAUGAUGAUAUGCGUCUGCAAUCCCAGUAUGAUCCGGCCGAUUGUCGACUUUCCUAUGCUCUUGAAAAUAUCUUUCAGCCGGCAACAACUUGGGUCUCUGCGGUAAACGCACUCUGCGGUGAUGGCAAGUGUGUCUAG
Messenger RNA from Aspergillus tanneri, 288 nucleotides. RefSeq lists its product as uncharacterized. Bases 1 to 288 code for a protein of 95 amino acids. The record is from RefSeq and is a predicted model, not a curated record. The transcript is spliced from 2 exons. NCBI's taxonomy places the organism in Eukaryota, Fungi, Ascomycota, Eurotiomycetes, Eurotiales, Aspergillaceae.